AAAAUGGCUGCAUAAAGCUAAUUUCUCUCCUGAGAUAAAAUUAUUAUAACAUCCAUCAUCCAUAAUUGUUUUGAAAUUGACCAUGGCUAGUUGGAGAAGAUGAGCUGUUGAGAUGAUUUCCUAUGAGCAAGAUCCAGAUGUUGUACGAUGGGGCCUGCAGCUAUUUGAUGCUAGUCCAUAUAGUAAUUGCAGAUAUUGUGGUGAUGUUACUCAAGAUAAUGCAGAUUGUUAUCACGGGCAUUAUUUUAGGGAAGAGGAAUAUAAUAAUGAUUUUACCAACACAGAAAAUGAUGAAGUAAUGGCGCAUGCUCUUCAGCAACAAUUCUCACAACUUGCAGUGACUGAAGCCUCUGAAUCUUCAUAUGAUUGGUCAGAAAAUAUGCCAUCAUCAAGUUCACUGCAGGAGUGGCCUAGUCAUCCAAUUGGUAGCUAUUUUCCUGAACAGCAAAAUGAUCAGGAAGAAGCAGAUGAUGUGGAACCUUCUAGUUCAUAUUCUAGCUCUGAGAAGAACUCAUAUUGUGGAGAUCAAUGGUUUUAUUCAUUGGAGCAGAUUGAUGAAUAUGCUCUUGAUGGAAAAGUGGGAAAAAGACUGAAUCAAAUGGUUCCAAUUCCGCAUGUCCCUAGAAUCAAUGGAGAAAUACCUUCUAUCGACGCAGCAACCUUAGAUCAUCAAAGGCUAUUGCACAGGCUGCAACUAUAUGAGUUGGUUGAGUCCAAAGUUGAAGGAGAUGGAAACUGUCAGUUUCGUGCACUAUCAGAUCAAAUCUAUCGAACGCCUGAGCACCAUAAAUUUGUGAGAGAACAAGUAGUUAAUCAGCUGAAGUUGUAUCCAGAUAUAUACGAGGGAUAUGUUCCAAUGGCUUAUGCAGACUAUUUGGAGAAAAUGACCAAGAAUGGUGAGUGGGGGGACCACGUGACCUUGCAGGCUGCCGCAGAUUCCUAUGGAGUUAAAAUAUUUGUCAUCACAUCUUUCAAGGAUACCUGCUACAUUGAGAUUCUUCCAAAUUUUGAAAGGUCAAAACGAGUAAUAUGUUUGAGCUUCUGGGCAGAAGUACACUACAACUCGAUAUAUCCUGAAGGAGGUUAAGAUGCAUGCAUAUCAGCACUGGCAUGCGUGUUUCAUUUACAUUAAGAAUGUUAAAGCUGUUGGUGUGACUUGUUAAUAUUAAAGCCAAAGAUGCUACUUUCACCAUUUA
Molecule: messenger RNA, 1196 nt
Organism: Neltuma alba
Lineage: Eukaryota; Viridiplantae; Streptophyta; Magnoliopsida; Fabales; Fabaceae
Product: OTU domain-containing protein DDB_G0284757-like
Exons: 9
Coding region: 113-1087 (324 amino acids)
Biological process (GO): protein deubiquitination
Molecular function (GO): cysteine-type deubiquitinase activity
Source: RefSeq, a predicted model, not a curated record